Molecule: messenger RNA, 3788 nt
Organism: Gavia stellata (red-throated loon)
Lineage: Eukaryota; Metazoa; Chordata; Aves; Gaviiformes; Gaviidae
Gene: PLCB4
Product: phospholipase C beta 4
Exons: 38
Coding region: 39-3659 (1206 amino acids)
Biological process (GO): phosphatidylinositol-mediated signaling; lipid metabolic process
Molecular function (GO): calcium ion binding; phosphatidylinositol-4,5-bisphosphate phospholipase C activity
Source: RefSeq, a predicted model, not a curated record
CAUCAAGUCCAGAACUGCUUUGUUUUUCUUCUAUAAUCAUGGCAAAACCUUAUGAAUUUAACUGGCAGAAGCCAGUUCCCUCUUUUAUGCAAGAUGGAGCUGUGUUUGAUAGAUAUGAAGAGGAAUCUUUUGUCUUUGAAAGCAACUGUCUGUUCCAAGUGGAUGAAUUUGGCUUUUUUCUGAGCUGGAAAAGUGAAGGAAAGGAAGGACAGGUAUUAGAAUGCUCCCUGAUCAACAGUGUUCGUUUUGGAGCGGUACCAAAGGAUCCCAAAAUAAUAACUGCACUUGAGGCUGUCGGAAAAUCAGAAAAUGAGUUGGAAGGACGGAUAGUGUGUGUUUGCAGUGGCACAGAUCUGGUGAACAUCAGCUUCACUUUCAUGGUAGCAGAAAACACAGAGAUAGCCAAGCAAUGGGUAGAAGGGCUUGGAUCCAUCAUACAUAACUUUAGAGCUAACAAUGUCAGUCCAAUGACAUGUCUCAAGAAACACUGGAUGAAGCUGGCCUUUCUAACAAACACAAAUGGGAAAAUUCCAGUUCGGAGCAUUACCAGAACCUUUGCAUCAGGUAAAACAGAAAAAGUGAUCUUUCAGGCACUUAAGGAAUUAGGUCUUCCCAGUGGAAAGAAUGAUGAAAUUGAGCCUGCAGCAUUUACUUACGAGAAAUUUUAUGAGCUCACCCAAAAGAUAUGUCCCCGAACUGACAUAGAGGACCUCUUUAAGAAGAUCAAUGGAGACAAAACUGAUUAUUUAACGGUAGACCAAUUAGUGAGCUUUCUAAAUGAACAUCAACGAGAUCCUCGGCUCAAUGAAAUUUUAUUUCCCUUUUAUGACACAAAAAGAGCAAUGCAGAUAAUUGAGACGUAUGAGCCAGAUGAAGACUUGAAGAGUAAAGGUGUCAUAUCAAGCGAUGGGUUUUGCAGAUACUUGAUGUCAGAUGAAAAUGCCCCAGUUUUCCUAGACCGUUUGGAAUUAUACCAAGAAAUGGACCAUCCUUUGGCUCAUUAUUUCAUCAGUUCCUCUCACAAUACAUAUUUAACAGGCAGGCAGUUUGGUGGCAAGUCUUCAGUGGAGAUGUACAGACAAGUGCUUUUGGCUGGAUGCAGGUGUGUUGAGCUGGACUGUUGGGAUGGCAAAGGUGAAGAUCAAGAACCAAUAAUAACGCAUGGAAAAGCAAUGUGUACAGAUAUUCUUUUCAAGGAUGUAAUUCAAGCCAUUAAGGAAACAGCAUUUGUUACAUCAGAGUAUCCUGUCAUUCUUUCAUUUGAAAAUCACUGCAGCAAAUAUCAACAGUACAAGAUGUCAAAAUACUGUGAAGAUCUUUUUGGAGAUCUCCUGUUGAAGCAGCCUCUAGAAACACAUCCACUCGAUCCAGGUAAAGCCUUACCUUCUCCUAAUGACCUCAAAAGAAAGAUUCUCAUAAAGAAUAAAAGGCUGAAACCUGAAGUAGAAAAAAAACAGCUUGAUGCUCUGAAAAAGAUGAUGGAGGCUGGGGAAACUGCUGCUCCUGUAAAUAUCCUAGAGGAUGAUAAUGAAGAAGAAAUAGAAAGUGCUGACCAGGAAGAAGAAGCUCAUCCAGAGUACAAGUUUGGAAGUGACCUUACUGUAGAUGAUUACAGUCAAAAAGAAGCUGUUGCCAUCAGUGUCAAAAAGGCUGUUGAAGAUUCUGAGCAAGAAAACAAUAAAAAGGGUUUAGUAACUGUUGAAGAUGAACAAGCAUGGAUGGCAUCUUACAAAUAUGUAGGUGCCACAACCAAUAUACAUCCAUAUUUAUCAACAAUGGUCAACUAUGCUCAACCUGUAAAAUUUCAAGGUUUCGAUGUAGCAGAAGAACGUAAUAUUCAUCAUAAUAUGUCCUCUUUCAAUGAAUCAGUCGGACUAGGAUAUUUGAAGACCCAUGCCAUUGAGUUUGUGAAUUAUAAUAAACGACAAAUGAGUCGGAUAUACCCAAAGGGAGGCCGAGUGGAUUCCAGUAAUUACAUGCCUCAAAUUUUCUGGAACGCUGGCUGCCAGAUGGUCUCACUGAACUAUCAGACCCCAGAUUUAGCAAUGCAGUUGAAUCAAGGAAAAUUUGAAUAUAAUGGAUCAUGCGGGUAUCUACUUAAACCAGAUUUCAUGCGACGACCAGAUCGAACAUUUGACCCUUUCUCUGAAACUCCUGUAGAUGGUGUAAUUGCUGCAACAUGUUCUGUACAGGUAAUAUCUGGUCAGUUCUUAUCAGACAAAAAGAUCGGUACGUAUGUAGAAGUGGAUAUGUAUGGUUUACCCACGGACACGAUACGUAAAGAAUUUCGAACGCGCAUGGUGAUGAACAAUGGUCUGAACCCUGUUUACAAUGAAGAAUCGUUUGUAUUUCGAAAGGUUAUUCUCCCUGAUCUUGCUGUCCUGAGAAUAGCAGUGUAUGAUGACAAUAAUAAGUUGAUCGGUCAGAGGAUCCUGCCUCUGGAUGGUCUGCAAGCAGGUUACAGACACAUUUCCCUUCGGAAUGAGGGCAACAAACCACUCUCUCUUCCAACGGUUUUCUGCAACAUUGUGCUUAAAACAUAUGUGCCUGAUGGUUUUGGAGAUAUUGUGGAUGCUUUAUCAGAUCCAAAGAAAUUUUUGUCUAUCACAGAAAAAAGAGCAGACCAAAUGAGAGCUAUGGGUAUUGAAACUAGUGAUAUAGCCGAUGUACCAAAUGACACUUCAAAGAACGAUAGAAAAGGAAAAGCCAAUAAUGCCAAAGCCAGCGUAACACCUCAGAGUAGCUCUGAACUUCGACCAAGUACCACAGCAGGCUUUGGAUCUGGGACUGACGCUAAGAAAGGUAUAGACCUUAUUCCUCAAGUGAAGAUAGAAGAUUUAAAGCAAAUGAAAGCUUAUAUAAAGCAUUUAAAGAAACAGCAGAAAGAGCUGAGUGCCUUGAAGAAGAAACAUACAAAGGAGCACAGCGCUAUGCAGAAGUUGCACUGCACACAAAUUGACAAAAUAGUGGCACAAUAUGAUAAAGAAAAGGUAUCAUACGAGAAAAUGUUAGAGAAGGCAAUCAAGAAGAAGGGAGGAAGUAAUUGUCUUGAAUUGAAGAAAGAAACGGAAAUUAAAAUUCAGACACUAACAUCAGAUCACAAAUCUAAGGUCAAAGAGAUUGUGGCACAGCACACGAAAGAGUGGUCUGAGAUGAUCAAUACGCACAGUGCCGAAGAGCAAGAAAUCCGUGAUUUACACUUGAACCAACAGUGUGAACUACUGAAGAAACUGCUGAUUAAUGCUCAUGAACAACAAACCCAGCAACUAAAAUUUUCACAUGACAGGGAAAGCAAGGAAAUGCGUGCCAACCAGGCUAAAAUAUCUAUGGAGAACAGCAAAGCCAUAAGCCAAGAUAAAUCUAUCAAAAAUAAAGCUGAAAGAGAGAGGCGAGUCAGAGAACUGAACAGCAGCAACACAAAAAAGUUCCUGGAAGAGAGAAAAAGGCUGGCAAUGAAGCAGUCAAAGGAGAUGGAUCAGUUGAAAAAAGUUCAGCUUGAGCAUUUGGAAGUCUUGGAGAAGCAGAAUGAGCAGCUUUUGAAAUCCUGUCAUGCAGUGUCUCAAACACAAGGCAAAGGAGAUGCAGCAGAUGGUGAAGCUGGAAGCAGAGAUGGAUCGCAGGCCAGCAACAGUGGUCUAAAGCCUCAACAAGCAAACUGAAGUGAGAGAACACAGCAUCCUUAAAAUGAGAGCAAAAUUCAAAAUAACGUUGCUGAGGUUGAAAAGUGGGCUUUUUUCUUUUUCGUUUUGUUUUGUUUUGCGGGGGUGGUUUGGGGUUUUUUUUGUUUU